AUGGAUUCUGAAACAGCGUUAGAGCUUGUCCAGCACGGUGUCACUCUUCUCUUCCUCGAUGUUCCUCAGUACACCAUGGUCGCCAUCGAUACUCAGAUGUUCUCUGUGGGGCCUGCUUUUAAGGGUAUUAAGAUGAUCCCUCCUGGCACUCAUUUUGUGUACUAUAGUUCAUCAACCAGAGAUGGGAAAGAGUUCUCACCAAUUGUUGGAUUCUUCAUUGAUGCUGGCCCUUCAGAGGUAAUUGUUCGUAAAUGGGAUCAACAAGAGGAAAGGUUAGUCAAAGUAUCUGAGGAAGAGGAAGAAAGAUAUAGUCAAGCUGUUAAAAAUUUGGAAUUUGACAGACAACUUGGGCCUUACAAUCUUAGCCGUUAUGAAGAUUGGAAACGAUUAUCUAAUUUUAUAACAAAGAGUGUCAUUGAGCGGAUUGAGCCACUUGGAGGUGAAAUUACUGUUGAAUGUGAAAAUGAGAUUGUUAGAAACACUACUAAAAUCCCAAUGGAAGAAGCACUAGAGAAGCAGGUGAAAGUUGGUAAUUCUGCAACAUCUGUUGGCAAGUCUCAGAGGAAAGGAUGUUAUUAUACCUCAAUUCCACGUAUUGUUAAAUGCAAGGGUAUUAGUGGGCAGGAACUUACUUCUUUAAAUCUUGACAAGACUCAAUUGUUGGAAACUUUACUUGCAAAAGAUUAUGGAGGUUCCGAAGACAUGCUUCUGGGAGAACUGCAGUUUGCAUUUGUUGCCUUUUUGAUGGGGCAAUCACUUGAAGCAUUUCUCCAAUGGAAGUCAUUAGUGAGCCUUUUGUUUGGCUGCACUGAAGCACCUUUCCGCACUCGAACUCAACUAUUUACAAAGUUCAUAAAAGUCAUCCAUAAUCAACUAAAAUAUGGACUACAGAAAGAUCGCAUGGAUGAAACAGGAUCAGCAUUGUUGGAUGAUUCUUUGAUUUCCAGUGAUAGCUUUUUGCACCAUGUUUGCAAGUACUUCUUUUCAUCAUUGCUAGAUGGGUCGGUUGUUGAUGGAGAUCUUUUAAAAUGGACAAGGAAAUUUAAGGCGCUUUUGGAGAGCAGUCUAGGGUGGGAGUUUCAACAGGGUAGUGCUGUUGAUGGGAUAUAUUUUGAGGGGAAUGAUGAGUUUGCUCCCGUAGUUGAGAUGGUGGAUGCUGAAGCUCUAAUUUCAAUAUAUUCAUGCCAAAGUCAACGGUGUGGUCUGGCAUUGAAGUGUGGGCACACUGGCACUGCUUCACUUUCUGCCUCUGCCAUGCUUACUUUCUGCUACUAUCCUCUUCAUCACCACCUUACUCUUCAAGCAAGUGGAAAAUUUAGUCAACCCAGUUGUGGUUUUGUUUUGUACCUCUCUGGAUGGUCAAAAGUCAAAAGCAUGAAGUUUCCAAGAUCACUCCUAAGGCGGCGGUUAAAUCCGCGGUUGACAGCUAACCUUCAUGUGGGAAUAGCGUUCCUUUCACACUUGCAUUCUUGUUUUUUCUCCUUUUCACGGGCUCUCUCUUCUUUUCUUUUUGCUUCUCCAUCUACAUUUCUCAUCUGCACCACUUUUCAGAACUUCAACUUGUUACUUAUUUACUCCCCCCCUUCUCUCUCUCUACCUUCUGUGUUCUUCUCCAGUUCUCUCUUCAUGGGGUGCUGCUUCAGUGCCAAGAUCAAAGCUGAGAGCCCUCCACGUAACGGUUUGAGUUCCAAGGAUGGUAACAAAGAAGAGGAUGGCAUUAGCAGCAAGUUCUCCACUCCCUCCGUGCCUCCAACUCCACGGACAGAGGGUGAGAUCUUGAAAUCCUCAAAUAUGAAGAGCUUCACCUUUGGUGAGCUAAGAACUGCUACAAGGAACUUUCGUCCGGAUAGUGUGGUGGGUGAAGGUGGGUUUGGUUGUGUUUUUAAAGGGUGGAUAGAUGAGCAGUCACUUGCACCAGUUAGACCAGGGACUGGAAUGGUCAUUGCUGUGAAGAGGCUUAACCAAGAAGGUCUGCAGGGACACAGUGAAUGGUUGACAGAAAUCAACUACCUGGGGCAGCUGCAUCAUCCUAAUCUUGUGAAACUGAUUGGUUACUGCUUAGAGGAUGACCACAGGCUUUUGGUGUAUGAGUUUUUGACCAAGGGAAGUUUGGAUAAUCAUUUAUUUAGGAGAGCUUCUUACUUUCAACCACUUUCUUGGAACAUCCGUAUGAAGGUUGCUCUUGAUGCUGCUAAGGGUCUUGCAUAUCUUCAUAGCGAUGAAGCUAAAGUGAUAUACCGAGACUUCAAAGCGUCAAAUAUCUUACUUGAUUCAAGUUACAACGCAAAACUUUCUGAUUUUGGCUUGGCAAAGGAUGGACCAGCAGGUGAUAAAAGCCAUGUCUCUACAAGGGUAAUGGGCACAUAUGGCUAUGCUGCUCCUGAAUAUAUGGCCACAGGUCACUUGACAAAGAAGAGUGAUGUAUACAGUUUUGGGGUUGUUCUGCUUGAAAUUAUGUCUGGCAAACGUGCCCUUGACAGCAACAGGCCAAGUGGGGAGCACAAUUUAAUUGAAUGGGCCAAACCAUACCUCAGCAACAAACGCAGGAUCUUCCAAGUCAUGGAUGCUCGCAUUGAAGGCCAAUACACGAUGCGCGAAGCUAUGAAAGUAGCCAACCUUGCCAUUCAAUGCCUCUCUGUGGAGCCAAGAUUUAGGCCAAAAAUGGAUGAAGUGGUGAGAACAUUGGAGGAACUUCAGAAUUCUGACGACAAAGGUGGUGCAGGGGUGGGGAGCUCUCGUGAUCAAACUGUGAGAAAGAGUGGCCAUAGCUCAAGCAGCAGUGGCCACAGACAACAUAGAGGAGGUAAACAACAUGAGACAGCACAGAAGUGA
This is a messenger RNA of Sphenostylis stenocarpa, 2832 nucleotides long. The record is from the annotation of a GenBank genome assembly. Lineage: Eukaryota; Viridiplantae; Streptophyta; Magnoliopsida; Fabales; Fabaceae.